Molecule: messenger RNA, 1944 nt
Organism: Salvia miltiorrhiza (redroot sage)
Lineage: Eukaryota; Viridiplantae; Streptophyta; Magnoliopsida; Lamiales; Lamiaceae
Product: protein FAR1-RELATED SEQUENCE 5-like
Exons: 2
Coding region: 1-1944 (647 amino acids)
Source: RefSeq, a predicted model, not a curated record
AUGAGCUUGGAUUUGAAUGUUAGUUGUGGAGAUUAUAGUGGUGAAGAUACCUCAAGUGCCGACACUAACACGACCUCAUUUGGCAACAAUAACGAUGGGUUCGAGGAUGAAGGAUCAGAGGAACACAGAUUUCGGACCAUGAGCGGCCCGAAUGAAAAUGAUAAUGGAGAUGGCGAUGAUGGUCCAACAGAUUCGAUUCGUUCAAAUAACAUUGAUGAUAGUCGCAAUUUGCCGGAAGAAAGUGAAUGUUCGGUACAAGUGUCAAAGAAAUUGGUGAAAAGUUUGAUAAAGUUGGGAUGUUGCAUUGAUACUUUGGAUGAGGUCCAUGUAUUGUAUCGUGAGUACGGACGGCUUAAGGGAUUCUCGGUGAGGAAAGGAAGUCAAUCAUAUUUCUUGCACACUAAGUUUGUUCGGGCCAAGUAUUAUCAUUGUUCGUGUGAGGGUUCUCCUGACAACAAAUGCUCGAAUGAUAAAGUGCCAGUAUGCAAAAGGCAGUCUUAUAGGUGCAACUGCAAUGUGAAGCUACGUGUUUGUAGAGAUGACGUUGAGUCGCCGUGGAAAGUGACAGUUUUCGAGACCCACCACAACCACGAAUUACUCCACCCAAGUGAGAGUUACCUUCUUCGUUCCGCUCGCAAUAUGUCGCAAUCGAAGAAGACGUUGCUCAUAGCUUUAACCUCUAGCGGUAUUGGUGUUAGUCGAGCAUAUCGUUUUCUUGAGAAUGAAGCGGGCAGUCGAGCAAACAUAGGUUUUCUGCGCAAGGAUGUGUAUAAUGAGCUCAGUAGUGAGCGGAGUAAAAUGUUGAAAGUUUGUAAUGCCGACGCAAACAAGUUGUUGGAGUAUCUCACGGACAAGGGUUCCAGUGACCCUUCUUUCUUUUGGAAGGUGAAGGUAGGGGAUGACGGGAGGCUGAAAAAUCUACUUUUCCGGGACACAAGGUGCCUUAUAGACUACCAACACUUUGGCGACGUUGUUUCCGUUGAUGCCACCUAUAAGACUAACAAGUACGAUUUGGUUUGUGUUCCCAUCAUAGGAAUUAACCAUCAUCGUACCAAUGUUAUGUUUGCAAUGGCUUUCUUGGCGAAUGAAAAAACGGAAUCAUACGAGUGGUUAUUUUCAACUUUUUUGGAGUCGAUGUAUGGUAAGGAGCCCGCAAUAAUUUUCUCGGACCAAGAUCAAGCUUUAAUGAAUGGUUUGGACAACACAUUUCAUGUAGCAGCCCAUAGGCUAUGUCAAUGGCACAUAAACAAGAAUGCCGGGAAGCAAUUUGGUAAGUUGAAUUACAAUAAAGCAUUCAAAAGCUUGUGGCAUCGGUGUAUGAACGGAUGUGAAAAUGUUGAAGAGUUCGAUGCAACCUGGCAUUACAUGAUGGAUGAUUUCAAUCUAAAGGAAAAUAGAUGGUUCAAAACCAUGUAUAACCUGAGAGAGCGUUGGUCAACCGCUUUUAGUGUAGAAAAAUUUUCCGGUGGGUUGCAUGCUACAUCUAGAAGUGAAGUUACAAACAAAGUCAUCAAGGAAUUGUGUUCGAGCACCUCUAGUGUGUAUGAUUUCAUAAUUGGUUUUGAGAAGAUGCAGAAAAAUUGGCGAACUAGGGAGUUUGAGGAGGACGCUUUAUGCCGAGGCAUGCCGGGAAUGUUUGUCGAACGCAGCGGUAUUAUGUUGCAGCUUGGUGAGCUAUUGACUCGAAAUGUUUUCAAGAUUUUUGAGGCGGAAGUGUUGAACUCGAUAACUUUGAAAAUGGUUGAACAACCUCCUGAUCUUAAUGUGGAACAUUCUAUGUUCAAGGUAAUGUCUUCAAAGGCAAUGAAGGGUUAUCGUGUUGUCACGGUAAAUCAUCUCACGAGAAGAGAUGAUGAGGAAGAGUUCCCAGGUAGUAACUUUGGGGUACUUGAUUCCGAAACGGUAAAUGCUGUUGCGUCGCCUGAUCGUUUCUCCAUGGAAUAG